Molecule: messenger RNA, 1986 nt
Organism: Physella acuta
Lineage: Eukaryota; Metazoa; Mollusca; Gastropoda; Physidae
Product: histone acetyltransferase KAT5
Biological process (GO): regulation of DNA-templated transcription; double-strand break repair via homologous recombination
Cellular component (GO): NuA4 histone acetyltransferase complex
Molecular function (GO): histone H4K16 acetyltransferase activity
Source: RefSeq, a predicted model, not a curated record
UUAUCUGGCAAUUACGCAGCGUCAAAAUGGUGAACAUGGCGGAAGGGAAGGUUGAAAUAACUGAGGGAUGUCAUGUCCCAGUAUUAUUACCCAACGGCGAUGGGUGGCAUUCUGCUGAGGUUCUUAGUAUCAAAGAUAAUGGAAGACCCCUUUACUACAUACAUUAUGAAGAUUAUAAUAAACGCCUGGAUGAAUGGGUUCCGUUGGAACGUAUGGAUUUGUCUAAACUUGAACAACCUAAAAAAGAUGUUAAAACACCUGUUAAGAAAACAGACACUGCUGUUGUGACUACUUCACGAUUAGUCAAUGGGGGCUCCAGGCCUGAAAGUCCAGAAAGAGAAAUAUAUGAAAAUGGUACUAUGCAAAGUUUGGGGCUAAGUAAUUCAGGUGCAAUGAAAGUACACAUUGGUGCUGGAGGAGGAGUGUUUGCAAACAGAAAAAGAAAACUGGAUGAAGAUACUGAUUCACAAGACGUUCCAACAGCACCUAGACAAACUGGCAGUAUGGUUGCACAUCAUGAUGAUAUCAUAACACGAAUGAAGAACAUAAAUCUUAUUGAAUUUGGUAGAUGGCGAAUUAAGCCAUGGUACUUUUCUCCCUAUCCACAGGAACUGACAUCUUUACCUAUUUUAUACAUUUGUGAAUACUGUCUAAAAUACCUCAAAAGUGCUAAAUGCUUAGAGCGGCAUCUAGCAAAAUGUUUGUAUAAACAUCCUCCAGGGAAUGAAAUCUAUAGAAAAGACAAGCUAUCUGUGUUUGAAAUAGAUGGGAGAAAGAAUAAGCAAUAUGCACAGCAUCUUUGCCUUUUAGCAAAAUUGUUCCUUGACCACAAGACUUUAUAUUUUGAUACAGACCCAUUUCUUUUUUACUGCAUGUGUGAACAAGAUUUAAGAGGCUACCAUUUAGUUGGGUUUUUUUCUAAGGAAAAAGAAUCAGCUGAAGACUUUAAUGUGGCCUGUAUUUUAACACUACCUCCUUAUCAACGAAAAGGAUAUGGCAAACUAUUAAUUGAAUUUAGUUAUGAAUUAUCAAAAGUAGAAGGAAAAACCGGUUCACCUGAAAAACCCUUGUCAGAUUUAGGACUUCUGUCAUAUCGUAGCUACUGGUCACAAACAAUAUUAGAAAUUUUGCUCAACAUGAAACCAAAUGAAUCUGGAGAGAGACCUUGUAUCACAAUAAAUGAAAUAUCAGAGUUAACAAGCAUAAAAAAAGAUGAUGUCAUAUCUACUCUGCAACAUUUGAAUCUCAUAAACUAUUAUAAAGGACAGUAUAUAAUAACCCUCUCCGAAGAACAAAUUCAGACACAAGAAAGAGCAAUGGCAAAAAGGCCAAUAAGAAUAGACCCAAAAUGUCUUCAUUGGCAGCCUAAAGAUUGGAGUAAACGGGGGAAAUGGUAGAAGCAGCUUUGGAAUUUAAACCAUGAAUAUUUUUAGAAUAAAUUCAGCAGACAAGGAAGGUAGUUCAGGAUAUGUCAUUCUUACAUCAAAUUAUGGAAUCUCAUGAAUCAAAAUACUGUUUGAGUAAUAAGUAGUAAAUUAUAAUUAAGCGUUGCUUUUUUAAAAUGAUAGGAUGUGUAAUCAUAGCAUCUAUGUGAGGUUAGAACAAAUGGCAGCUUUGUAAAUAGUAUGUGUUUCUGUGAAAAUGCUACAACUAAGGAUAGCCACAUAAAAUUAAAUAUAUAAAAAAAUAGAAUCUUGUACUUUUUCAAAAAGAUGUGGGUUGGGGGAGGAGGUUAGUGCAAUAAAGGUAAUUCCCAUUGUUCAUGAUUUUAAAACAUUGAAAUGAUCUGGGAAUUUAAUUAUUUCUCUAAUAGACAUGUUAGUAUUAAAGUGUAGGCUAUAUCAGCCCUUUUGUAAAAAAAAAAUUAAAUUGCUGAUAAAAUGUGUGAAUAUGAGAAUGUGUACGAGUUACAACUAGAAAAAUGUAAAAAGAAUUUGUAAAUAUAAAUGUCAUUGUCUUGUCCCUCAAUAAAUGAUUUUCAUAUUG